Propithecus coquereli (Coquerel's sifaka) is the source of this 1160-nucleotide messenger RNA. RefSeq names its product SPRY domain containing 4 (gene SPRYD4). Gene Ontology annotation, molecular function: protein binding. NCBI's taxonomy places the organism in Eukaryota, Metazoa, Chordata, Mammalia, Primates, Indriidae. The record is from RefSeq and is a predicted model, not a curated record. Bases 105 to 728 code for a protein of 207 amino acids. The transcript has 2 exons.
AUCAUGCUGCGCCGCCGCCUCUCACGCACCACAUGACAGGCGAGCAGGCGGGCGGAUGGCAGGAUCUCUAGGCGGGGGCGUGCCCCGUGCAUCCAUGGCGCAAGAUGGCGCUGCCCUUUGCACGCUCUUUGCGCUUGUGCAGCUGGGGAGCCAAACGAUUGGGGAUUGCCGCUACAGAGGCCCGGAGAGGCAUCAGUUUCAAACUGGAAGAAAAAACCGCCCACAGCAGCCUGGCACUCUUCAGAGGUGACACAGGUGUCAAAUACGGCUUGGUGGGAUUGGAGCCCUCCAAGGUGGCUCUGAAUGUGGAGCGCUUCCGGGAGUGGGCAGUGGUACUGGCAGACACAGCGGUCACCAGUGGCAGACACUACUGGGAGGUGACAGUGAAGCGCUCCCAGCAAUUCCGGAUAGGAGUGGCAGAUGUGGACAUGUCCCGGGAUAGCUGCAUUGGUGUUGAUGAUCGUUCCUGGGUGUUCACCUAUGCCCAGCGCAAGUGGCACACCAUGUUGGCCAACGAGAAAGCCCCAGUUGAGGGCAUUGGGCAGCCAGAGAAGGUGGGGCUGCUGUUGGAGUAUGAGGCCCAAAAGCUGAGCCUGGUGGAUGUGAGCCAGGUCUCUGUGGUAUACACCAUACAGACAGAUUUCCGCGGUCCAGUCGUACCUGCCUUUGCUCUUUGGGAUGGAGAGCUGCUGACCCACUCAGGGCUUGAGGUGCCUGAGGGCCUCUAGUAUGUCCAUUACUGGAGUCCCUAAUCAUGCUUUUGGCCAGCCUCCUUUUGAAAGUGUCUGAAGCCUUUUUACUUUGCCCCAAGCAACCUCUAGCUCCCACAAUUCAUUGUUGGGUCCUCUGUGCAAUAUCUUAGUCAUCUUCCUCUCUCCCCUACCCUGUGAAAGCUAGGCAUACAGCCAGCUCCCCUGUUCUCCCAACUACUGCCAAUUUCCUAGGCUACCAUGGGUAUAUUUUCCCUGAUUUGCUUCCUUUCGUUCCCUCCACCUCCCUGUGUCCAGGCCUUUCUCAGACUGUAUUCAGUCCUGAGGUCUUAUUUUUCAGCUUUGUUUGAAUUUGUCACUGUGAUACCUCUCCCUUCUUUUGCCCAUAUGUAACUUGUUCUUGGGGCUCAACUAAAUCUCUCCAAAGCAAAUCGUUUCUACCUCUGGCUG